This is a messenger RNA of Mesoplodon densirostris (Blainville's beaked whale), 1473 nucleotides long. RefSeq names its product solute carrier family 35 member F3 (gene SLC35F3). The coding region runs from base 1 to 1473 and encodes 490 amino acids. Gene Ontology annotation, cellular component: membrane. Lineage: Eukaryota; Metazoa; Chordata; Mammalia; Artiodactyla; Ziphiidae. The record is from RefSeq and is a predicted model, not a curated record. The transcript has 8 exons. Gene Ontology annotation, biological process: thiamine transport.
AUGGGGAUCCGAGAGUUUCCCGGCGGCGCACCCGGGGGCAAAAGCAUCGCCAUUGGCAUGAGGAGGUCACCGGACGUCAGCCCCAGGAGACUGUCCGACAUCAGCCCGCAGCUCCGGCAGCUCAAGUACUUGGUGGUGGACGAGGCGAUUAAGGAGGAUCUGAAAUGGUCGCGCUCAGUGGAGGACCUCACCAGCGGGCCCGUGGGGCUCACGUCCAUCGAGGAGCGGAUCCUGCGCAUCACCGGCUACUACGGCUACCAGCCCUGGGCGGCGAGCUACAAAAGGGAGGAGCGCCUCCGGGACCCCCCGGGCCCGGCAGAGGCCCAGGCGCCGGUGGGGACCGACGCCGGCGGGAGACCGAGCCCUCGCUGCUGGAGAUGUUCCCGGGCGCAGCUCAAGAAGAUCUUCUGGGGCGUGGCAGUGGUGCUGUGCGUGUGUUCUUCCUGGGCCGGUGCCACCCAGCUCGCCAGGCUGACCUUCAGGAAGUUCGAUGCUCCCUUCACUCUGACGUGGUUUGCCACCAACUGGAACUUUUUAUUCUUCCCGUUGUACUAUGCGGGGCAUGUCUGCAAGUCGGCAGAGAAACAGUCGGUGAAGCAGAGAUACAGGGAAUGCUGUCGAUUUUUUGGAGACAAUGGCUUGACUUUGAAGGUGUUUUUUACCAAGGCAGCACCCUUUGGUGUUCUUUGGACACUCACAAACUACCUGUACUUACAUGCAAUAAAGAAAAUAAACACUACGGAUGUGUCCGUAUUGUUCUGCUGCAACAAAGCUUUUGUGUUCUUGCUCUCGUGGAUCGUUCUCAGGGACAGGUUCAUGGGAGUGAGGAUCGUGGCCGCCAUCCUCGCCAUCGCUGGGAUCGUGAUGAUGACCUACGCGGAUGGCUUCCACAGCCACUCUGUCAUCGGCAUAGCCCUGGUGGUGGGCUCGGCAUCCAUGUCCGCCCUCUACAAGGUCCUGUUCAAGCUCCUCCUGGGCAGUGCUAAGUUUGGAGAAGCCGCCUUAUUUCUGUCCAUUUUGGGUGUGUUUAACAUCCUCUUCAUCACCUGUAUUCCUGUCAUCCUCUACUUUACCAAAGUGGAAUACUGGAGCUCCUUCGAUGACAUUCCAUGGGGAAACCUUUGUGGAUUUUCACUCCUCUUAUUGACAUUCAAUAUUGUAUUAAAUUUUGGAAUUGCUGUUACAUAUCCCACUCUGAUGUCUCUUGGAAUCGUCCUCAGUGUACCUGUGAAUGCAGUUGUUGAUCGCUACACCAGUAAGAUCGUCUUCAACGGGGUCCGGGUCAUCGCCAUGGUCAUCAUCGGCCUGGGCUUCCUCCUCCUGCUUCUGCCCGAGGAAUGGGACGUCUGGUUGAUGAAGCUGCUCACCCGCCUGAAAGUGAGGAAAAAGGAGGAGGCGGCGGAGGGCGGCGCGGACCUGGGCUCGGGACCUCAGAACAAGGGUGGAAGGGCCCGGCCCUCCUUCGCCCGCUGA